Messenger RNA from Harpia harpyja (harpy eagle), 3470 nucleotides. RefSeq names its product sodium voltage-gated channel beta subunit 4 (gene SCN4B). Gene Ontology annotation, biological process: regulation of ventricular cardiac muscle cell membrane repolarization; regulation of sodium ion transmembrane transporter activity; cardiac muscle cell action potential involved in contraction. The record is from RefSeq and is a predicted model, not a curated record. The transcript has 5 exons. The coding region runs from base 325 to 876 and encodes 183 amino acids. Gene Ontology annotation, cellular component: voltage-gated sodium channel complex; membrane. NCBI's taxonomy places the organism in Eukaryota, Metazoa, Chordata, Aves, Accipitriformes, Accipitridae. Gene Ontology annotation, molecular function: sodium channel regulator activity; transmembrane transporter binding.
CAGCUGCAGGGUGGAGGAAGGAGUUUGCAGCCGUCCCCUCUGCGCUGCAGCCCCCCGGGCUGGUUCCAAGCUGCCUGCAUCCGCCCUCACGCACCAGCUGCACUUCUGCUCGUGUAGGUCAUCCUUGUGUCCAGGGGCACAGAGAGCCUGAAACCAAGGGCUGCCUUGGCAGCGCUUGCUGUUGGGAAACUGCCUCGAGAGGCAUUUCAGAGGGCGUAGUCCGUAAGUUUGUUUUAAGCGAGCUGGAGAGAUGAGAAGACAUGUUUGCACAUCUUCGCCAUCGCCUUUGCCUUGGAGGUGUCCGUGGGGAAGACCAACACUGUGAUGGCUCUGAAUAACUCCAAUGUCCUGCUGCCCUGCACCUUCACCACCUGCAUAGGCUUUCAGGACCUGGUCUUCACGUGGUAUUUCAACUCGACAGAGAUGAUUUACCACGGCAAGAUAAAGAGCAAAGCCUCGGAGCCCUUCCUUGUGGGACGCAACCCCCGGGUCGAGUUUGUUGGCUCGACGACUGGGAAGGACAACAACAUCUCCAUCGUCCUGAAGAACGUGGAGUUCAGCGAUGCUGGCAAAUACACCUGCCAUGUCAAGAACCCCAAGGAGAAGGAUGCACAGCACAAUGCCACCAUCUUCCUCACGGUGGUCCAGAAGAUGGUGGAGGCAGACAACACUGUGACACUCAUCAUCGUGGGCGUUGUUGGGGGGCUCAUCGGCCUCCUCAUCCUCUUCAUGCUCGUCAAGAGGGUUGUCCUGUUCAUCAUCAAGAAGACCCAGGAUGGGAAGAAGGAGUGUCUCGUGAGCUCAUCGGGGAACGACAACACCGAGAACGGCUUGGCCGGCUCCAAGGCGGAACAAAAAGCACCACCAAAGGCAUGAAGCAGCGGCGCCCCAAGCCCCGGCCCGCCUGGCAGCAGGGAGGCUGGGCAGGGGGACAAGCCUUUCCCUUUUGUUUUCUUUCCAAACUGCCAACGCUUGAGACAUGUUUCUAUUACACACGUGCCUGCAACCUGCACUGCUUCUCAGAAAAAGGCUUCAGCUGCAGCGGGACUGGGAGCUUCUUGCAGACUCUGACUGGGACGUGCCUGGGACAGGGAGAGCCACCUGCUCCGCUCUGAGGGAAGGCAAGAGGGUGCCGGGCGGGCGGCGAAGGGGCCGGGUGCUGGGGAGUGCCCUGGUCUGCGGCCGGGUGCGCUGCGCUCCCAGGGCUGGUGGGCGGCCGGGGGUCCCGGCGUGCCUGAGGUGGGUAGAGGCUGCAAGGAGCUUAGGGCGGCUCGUCUGACUGCGGCGAUGCUGAGCUGGGGCGGGCAGGAGCUGCUUGCAUCACGCAGCAGGUAUGUGGAGCAGAGCGAGGGUGCACGGAACUCGCUGUAGAGAUAGAGGCUCCUGCUUCAGCUCUCCUGUUAAGCACACUCAAGAACCAAAUCGGUGGAAGAUCCGUUGCUGUCGGGGCUGUCAUCUCUUCCCAGCCACGCUCCGGGCCCCGAGGUGCCUCCGUUCCUCCAAGGGCUGGGGGGACCAGCAACUGGGGCUGGCUGUGUCCUGGGGUCACCGCUGGCCUGCGGUGGGGUGAAGCUCCCAUGUUUCACACUCGCUUGGCCCCUGUGCAGGGCCACCCCCACCGGGGGCAGCGGGGGGGCUUCUCCCCCAGCCAGCCUUCUCGGGAGGCACUCCCUGGGUUUGUGCUGCUGCUGCUCCUGCUCCUCCUCCCCUCUUUUUAAAGCUCAUCACUCAGAGCAGCAAUGCUUUUGAUGCUGACUCGCCAAGGCUUAACUCGUUAGGCGGAUAUUUUUUAUAUUAGACUCCAGUGGGAAAAUGGCUGAUUGCAUUUCCCUUUCACCUGAGGAAAACUGUGGCACUCCAUCUGCGAUGCAGGGAGGGAGCACGGUCAAGCCCUGGCGAGGGGAGCUGGGCUAGGGCUGCACCAGCCUGCUCCCGGGCCUGCCAUCAGCCGCUGGGUGACCUUGGGCAAGUCGCUCUGCCUCUCCAUGCCUCAGUUUCCCCAUCUGUAAUACUGCUCUACCUCACAGGGGUUGUUGUGAGGCUUCCUUGGCUAACAUUUGCAAAGUGCUUCGAGAUCCUUGGAUGAGGGGUGCCACAGAAAGCCAGAGGGUCUUUGCGAAGGGUACCUGCAGUGGGGAUUUGGGCAACCCAGCCCCCUUCCCAAGGGCUGUAGCAGGACGUGAGACAUGAAGGGAACGAGCUGAUCCUACAACUGAACUUGACAAUGUCCUUUACAGUGUGAUUUGUUCCCUAGUCCUCCUUUAUUUGUGGGUGUCUGUCAGUGAAGCUGCAGGACAGGCAGCUCCCCUGUCCCCACUCGAAAUCGGGAAUCAAAGCUGAGCCCUGACUUCCCCGGCUACAGGGGCUUGCACCCCAACAGAGGUGCUGGAGUGGAAGGUAGGCAAAGAGUUGGUGGGCAAGGUGAACAAGGAAAGGUCAGGCACUGCCUUCUGCCAAGACUACUGUGGCAGAGGUCAGAGCCCACCUGCUCGCUCAUGGGGGUGGUGGUACGGAGAGCACCUUCCAGCCUUUGCCCGGGCUGAGCAUUUGGGACAGGGGACAGGUACAGGCACCUGGCCCCAGGCAGGUUUCCUUGGCGGCCAGUUAGACGGGCAAGUGGGAGUCAGGUCCCCGGGAUCCCGGUCCUCUCUCUGAGGAUCCGUGGGACCCUCAGGCAAAUCACUUGACUUGUCUGCGCUUCAGUUUCCCCAUCUGUAGAACGGGGACAGUAAAUCGGACCUACCUCACAGGAGGUGUGAGGCUCCCUGCAUCGCUUUGCAAAGUGCUCCAAGACCCUGGGGCAAAAGGCACUCCGUAAAUGCAAAGUAUCGUUACUGUACCAUUGUCACGCAUGACAGUCUGGGCAGGAAGGCGUGAGACCUCCCAGUUGCCCCAAGAGACCCCCCAGCCCAUGCUUGGAGGAGAACUUCCGUGGGAGAGGACAGUGAAGGGAGGAAGGGAUUUUUUUAAAGAACUAUUUUUAGCUGUCCUAACCUGUUGGCCUUUUUUAGACAGUAUCUGGACACAGUUCCACCUACCACAGGAUAUGCAAUGCUGUACUAUGCAUGGAUUACUCCUCUGGCUUGAUGGGAAAAGUCAACAUAACUAGUUUUUGAAAGAUAACUCUAUACGCAUAUGUGUGUGGGUGCUGUACGGACACGCAGGGGGCUCCAGGGGAGCGGGCUGGCCUGGGGGCUUGUGCCGGCUCCGGCAGCAUCCCUGCUGUCCCAAGGGCUUUGGGGGGUCUGCAGAGGCUUUCCGGGGCAUGCAGGGGAGAAGGGCCUGCCAGAGGUAUGUGCUGCGGCCGACCCGUAUGUGUAUAAGCAUAUAUAAACACAUGUAGGAGAUACCUGCAAAUAAACACAGGAUGUGUACAACAUGCUGUGUGAUGACUUACAGCACAUUUUUGCACUGUAGAGGUCUAGUUAGCUUUGCCUUGAAUGAAAUAAAGUUUAUGUUUACUAGAGAAA